Pedinophyceae sp. YPF-701 is the source of this 1422-nucleotide messenger RNA. NCBI's taxonomy places the organism in Eukaryota, Viridiplantae, Chlorophyta, Pedinophyceae. The record is from the annotation of a GenBank genome assembly.
AUGGCCGCUGCGGCCGCUGAGCGCCUUGGUAAGGUGCUAGAGGAGAAGGACAUCAAGCCUGGCGCCCUCGAGCAGGCGCUCCUCGCGAUGGCAGACGAGCUGGAGGCGUCGGCGAACGCGACGACCGCCAAGGCAGCGGAGCUGGCGGCGGCGGACGGCGGCGGCGCGCAGGCAGCGCCCGCGUCCGACCUGGGCGGCGUGCAGAGGGCCACGGACCUCCUGAAGGACAUAGAGGCCAACUUUGAGAUGGUGGCCAAGGUUGAGAGGCUCGCGAGCGAGAACAGCGGGCUGCGGGAGCAGGCGCGCGGCGCCGAGGCGCGGGCGCGCGCCGCGGAGGCCGUCGUGGAGCGCAUGAAGCAGGAGAGGCGCGAGCUGGAGAGGCAGGCGUUCGAUCUGCAAAUCAAGGUGGCGGGGCUGGAGCGGCAACUGGCGCUGGAGCGCGGGGUUGCGGCGGAGAACCCGUACGCGGACGCGGCGAAGGCCGCCGAGGAUGCGGUCGCGGCCGCGGACGCCGCGACGGGCGAGGCGGGCGGCGUAUACUCCCCCGGGGUGUUGGAGGAGCUGCUGGGGGCGAUCCGGACGCUGCAGGUGCGCGUGGCGACGAUCGAGGCGACGGCGUCGGCGGCGAAUUCGGCGGCGAACACGCCGAAGAAGGAGGAGGCGGCGCAGCGGGCGAGCGCGCCGCCCCCCGCCGCGCCGCGGCCGCUGGAGGUGGCGGCAGAGGUGGCGGCAGAGGGGGUGUCAGAGUGGGGUGUCGAGACCGGGGGCUGGCGGUCGCCCGUGCGGGACUACCAGGCGACGCUGGAGAUGCGGCGCGUGCGGCAGGACCUCAACGCGUCGCUCGGGGAAAUGCAGGCCACCGUGCAGGGCAUCCACGACGCCGCCGUCAGCCGGCAGCUGAAACUCCCCCCCCCGCCGGCGUGGGCCGAAGCGCCGCGGCCCGCGCCCCCGCCGGCGCCGCAGCCCGCCGCACGCCCCCUCGACGCCACGGCCCAGUACGCCACCGGCGCGCCCCAAGACACCUCCACCAUCACACACCCCCCCCCGCCACCGCCGGCGUACCUCCCGAGCGCGACGCCGGGCUCGCCGCUCCGCCUCGUGCCGGAGAUCCAGUCCGUCGGCGCGUCGGUCACCGCCGCGACGGACGAGCUCCUGCGUCGCGCGACGGGCUCGCCUGCGAGGUCGGGUGGCUCCCCUGCGCCGCGGAGAUGGCCGGGGCCCGACGGCGCGCCGAAUCCGUACCGCUACGACCCGUCCACGAUCGCCGGGGCCGCGUACGUGCCCGCGUCGCCCGGGCGCGGGGCGAUGCUGCCGUGGGAGGCCACGGCGGCGGCCAACGCGGUGCUGCGGUCCCCCGUGCGGUCGCCGGGGUCGAUGCUGGAUCAGUCGUACCUGCGCCAGGCCUAUCACGCGGCGCCAUGA